Astyanax mexicanus (Mexican tetra) is the source of this 1271-nucleotide messenger RNA. RefSeq names its product NAD(P)H dehydrogenase [quinone] 1. NCBI's taxonomy places the organism in Eukaryota, Metazoa, Chordata, Actinopteri, Characiformes, Acestrorhamphidae. Gene Ontology annotation, cellular component: cytosol. The record is from RefSeq and is a predicted model, not a curated record. Bases 116 to 946 code for a protein of 276 amino acids. The transcript has 7 exons. Gene Ontology annotation, molecular function: NAD(P)H dehydrogenase (quinone) activity.
CUAAGAGCCAGCUCCGCCCUCAGACUGGGAGAUCAGGUGUUGUGUCCAGGAGCUGCUGCGUUUAAUAAAUCCUGUUUCAGCAGUGCAGAGACCGGCCAGACUGAUACACUGAGACAUGGCUGGAAAGACAGCACUGAUCGUCUACGCCCAUCAGAGUCCGAGUUCGUUUAAUGCAGCUGCGAAGGAUGCAGCUGUGCAGACGCUGACUGCACAGGGCUAUAAAGUCCUCGUGUCUGAUCUCUACACCAUGAAGUUCCAGCCCUCAGCAACAGCAGCAGAUAUCAAAGGUGAUCUGAAGGACCCUGAACACUUCGUCUAUAAUGACGAGGCCUGUGCUGCCUGGAAGGAGGGGAGACUGAGUGAUGACAUCAAAGAAGAACACAACAAGCUGCUGGAGGCUGAUCUUGUCAUCUUUCAGUUCCCGAUGUACUGGUUCAGUGUGCCAGGUAUAAUGAAAGGCUGGAUUGACCGAGUUCUAACUCAAGGAUUUGCCUUCAGUCUGCAGAACAUGUAUGACAAUGGCAUAUUUAAGGAUAAAAAGGCUCUUCUAUCAUUCACUACUGGAGGCCCAGAGUCUAUGUACCUUCCUGACGGCAUUAAUGGAGACAUCAAUAUUAUGCUGUAUCCCUUACAGAGUGGAGUUCUGCACUUCUGUGGGUUUCAGGUUCUGGCUCCUCAGAUCUUCUGGAGUGUGGCACACACCCCUCCAGAUGCCAGGAAAGCCCUGUUACAGGCCUGGCAGACCAGACUGAAGGGUAUAAUGGAGGAGCAGCCUCUGAGCUUUGCUCCCACGGAGCUUUUCGACCUCACCUUCCAGGGAGGGUUCAGACUGCGGCCCGAGGUGAAAGAGGCACGUGCUGUUCAGCCCUACGGCCUCACCCCAGGGCACCAUCUCGGGAAACGGCUCCCUCCUGACAACCAGACCAAGCCAGCACCUCGGGACUGAGCAGCAGCUGAGACUGAAGUUCAUUAGAAAGCCUAGCUGAUGAAUUGACCUGUAGAAAAACUGGUCGGCAGUUGUUUUGGUACAGAUGUGAAAUCUCAUUUUCUAUAAAGAAUAAUAAUUUUAAAAACUGUACCCAAUACCAGGGUGUAGGUGAUUGUCGGAGUACUGUACAUUUUCCAUAACUUCUAAUAUCUAAUAUAUUCAUUCUGUAAUAAUUGUAAAUUUAAUUUCUAUUUAGAGUAAUGUAAAAACAUCAAACCAAUACACUCUAAUGCACUGCUUACAGAACUCUGAUUAAAGAAUAUGCAACAAAAUUCUAACAUGA